Messenger RNA from Morchella importuna, 1026 nucleotides. RefSeq lists its product as uncharacterized. Lineage: Eukaryota; Fungi; Ascomycota; Pezizomycetes; Pezizales; Morchellaceae. The record is from RefSeq and is a predicted model, not a curated record. Gene Ontology annotation, cellular component: precatalytic spliceosome; catalytic step 2 spliceosome; U2 snRNP. Gene Ontology annotation, biological process: mRNA splicing, via spliceosome. Bases 1 to 1026 code for a protein of 341 amino acids. The transcript is spliced from 2 exons. Gene Ontology annotation, molecular function: RNA binding.
AUGAACAAUAUUCGCGCUAUAGAGGCUCUCAACCAGCGUGAACUCGAAGCCGGUGUCCCACUUUCUGCAUCAUGGCACACAGAUUGGUCAGAUACCGCAUACGUCUUCAUCGGUGGCCUUCCAUACGAACUUAGUGAAGGAGACAUUAUCACCAUAUUUUCCCAAUUUGGUGAGCCUGUACAUGUCAACCUUGUUCGUGAUAAGGACACCGGUAAGAGUAAAGGCUUUGCUUUUUUGAAAUACGAGGACCAGAGAAGCACCAAUUUGGCAGUGGACAACCUCGGCGGUGCCACAAUCUUAGGAAGAAUAAUCAGGGUCGACCAUACCCGAUACAAACCAAAGGAAGGGGAGGUGGUUGAUGAAAAUUCCCAUGCGAACGCUGGGACCAAGGCUAAGAAUGAAGACGACCAAGUACGACCUGUAAAAAGAAGAAGAGGCGAUGGUAGCUCCGAAGAUGAAAGUGGCCGGAGAACAAAGGCACCUUCACGAGAGAUUCUGAAAGAAGAGUUGGAGUUGCAGAAGUUGAUUCGAGAGCACGACGAGGACGAUCCAAUGAAAGAAUACCUGAUUCGCGAGAAGAAAGAGGAAGUCCAGAAGGCACUCGAGAAACUAAAAAUGGUCAAGAAAUCGUCAAAACAUAGACACCAUAGUGGAAGGGGCAGCAAGAACGAACACCGGCACCGAUCACAUCGACAUAGGAGCCGGUCUAGAGAGCCUUCCAGGCGCCAUAGGUCUCGGUCAGCAGAUCGCCGACAUUCUACGAAAGCAAUUGAGGAGACCCGUCGUCCACGGGACAAUGUUAGGGAGGCACAUCGAGAUCGGGUUGGUGAUAAGGAUCGAGUCAGAGACAGAGAUUUACGAAGGGAACGGGGUGAUGAUAGGGAAGGAGGGGGUAUCAGAGACGGGCAUAAAGAGAGGGAGCGAGGACAAGGAAAAGAUAUAAAUGAAGAGAAGGGUAGAAUCCGCCAUCAAGAUCGAGAAAGAACAGAGAUUACUCGGAAGGAGAGAUAUGGGGAUGACAGGUGA